Messenger RNA from Adineta steineri, 523 nucleotides. NCBI's taxonomy places the organism in Eukaryota, Metazoa, Rotifera, Eurotatoria, Adinetida, Adinetidae. The record is from the annotation of a GenBank genome assembly.
UUCAUAUUGGGAUGAAACAAAUUUUGAUUUUUCAUCAGUAUCAUCAGCUAAUCAUGAUGAUAAUCCAUUUUCAUUUACAGAAGCUGAUAUUAUUCUUGAUGGAAAUUGGCUUGAUUUAUGUACAAAAUAUAUGAAAGAAAUGAUAUCAACAGUACCUGUUCGUGGUUAUUAUCCAUAUGAUGAUGACAUUGAUCUCAGUAAAGUAUCAAUAACAAGACUAAAGAAAUCUUAUAAACGAUUUUUAUAUAUGGCAACAAAAUAUCCACCAUCAAAUGGAUAUAGUUUUAUACAUCCAACAUAUGCGAUUGAUAUAAUUUGGCAUUCACAUAUGCAAGAACCAUUAAAAUAUGCAUCUGACUGUAUUCGUCUUGUUGGCUAUAUAAUUGAUCAUGCACCAUGGCCAUCGGUUGAUACAAAUAAAAUGAAACGUUCUUGUGAUGAUACGAUGGAUGCUUCGAAAAAGGAAUUUGACAAUGAUAUGCGAACAGAUCAUUUAUACAAUACUAAAGGAUUUCGGUUAUGA